AUGACUAAAUUAGCUUUGCCUCUUCUGGGACUUUGGGAGAACCAGCAGAAAUCCACUAACGUGGUCUACCAGGCCCACCACGUGAGCAGGAAUAAGCGAGGACAGGUGGUAGGAACAAAGGGUGGAUUCCGAGGAUGCACUGUGUGGCUAACAGGUCUCUCCGGGGCGGGAAAAACAACGAUAAGUUUUGCUCUGGAAGAAUACCUCGUCUCCCAUGCCAUCCCUUGUUACUCCUUGGAUGGGGACAACGUUCGCCACGGCCUGAACAAAAACCUCGGAUUCUCUCCUGGGGACAGAGAAGAAAAUAUCCGCCGAAUUGCCGAGGUGGCCAAGCUGUUUGCAGACGCUGGUCUGGUUUGCAUCACCAGCUUCAUUUCUCCUUUCACGAAGGAUCGUGAGAAUGCCCGCAAAAUUCAUGAAUCAGCAGGACUGCCUUUCUUUGAGAUAUUUGUAGAUGCGCCUCUAAACAUUUGUGAAAGCAGAGAUGUGAAAGGCCUCUACAAACGGGCCCGAGCUGGAGAGAUUAAAGGGUUUACUGGUAUUGAUGCUGAUUAUGAGAAACCCGAAACUCCAGAGUGUGUGCUUAAAACCAGUGUGUCCUCAGUGAGUGACUGUGUUAAGCAAGUAGUGGAACUCCUGGAGGAGCAGAACAUUGUACCCCAUACUACAAUCAAAGGCAUCCGUGAACUCUUUGUGCCGGAAAACAAACUGAACCAAGUUCGAGCUGAGGCUGAGAGUCUCCCUUCGUUACCCAUUACUAAGCUGGAUCUCCAGUGGGUCCAAGUUUUGAGUGAAGGCUGGGCCACUCCCCUGAAAGGUUUCAUGCGGGAGAAGGAGUACUUGCAGGUUCUACACUUUGACACCCUGCUAGAUGGCGUGGUCCUUCCUGAUGGAGUGAUCAACAUGAGUGUUCCCAUUGUGCUGCCCGUCUCCACGGAUGAUAAGAAACGCCUGGAUGGGUGCAAGGAGCUUGCACUGGUGCAUGGUGGACGAAGGGUGGCUAUCUUACGAGAUCCUGAAUUCUAUGAACAUAGAAAAGAAGAACGUUGCUCUCGUGUGUGGGGGACAACAUGUGCAAAACAUCCCCAUAUCAAAAUGGUGAUGGAAAGUGGUGAUUGGCUGGUUGGUGGAGACCUUCAUGUGCUGGAGAGAAUAAAGUGGAACGAUGGGCUGGACCAAUAUCGUCUAACGCCUCUAGAACUCAAACAGAAAUGUAAAGAAGUGAAUGCUGAUGCACUAUUCGCAUUCCAGCUGCGCAAUCCUGUCCACAAUGGCCAUGCUUUGUUGAUGCAGGACACCCGCCGCCGGCUCCUGGAGAGGGGCUACAAGCACCCAGUCCUCCUACUACACCCUCUGGGUGGCUGGACCAAGGAUGACGAUGUGCCCCUGGACUGGCGGAUGAAGCAGCAUGCAGCUGUGCUUGAGGAAGGCGUCCUGGAUCCGAAGUCCACCAUUGUUGCCAUCUUUCCAUCUCCCAUGUUAUAUGCUGGCCCCACGGAGGUCCAGUGGCACUGCAGGGCCCGGAUGAUUGCAGGCGCCAACUUCUACAUUGUGGGUCGGGACCCUGCAGGAAUGCCCCACCCUGAGACCAAGAAAGACCUGUAUGAGCCCACUCAUGGAGGCAAGGUCUUGAGCAUGGCCCCUGGCCUGACCUCUGUAGAAAUCAUUCCAUUCCGAGUGGCUGCCUACAACAAAGCCAAAAAAGCCAUGGACUUCUAUGAUCCAGCAAGGCACAAUGAGUUUGACUUCAUCUCAGGAACUCGGAUGAGGAAGCUCGCUCGGGAAGGAGAAAAUCCCCCAGAUGGUUUCAUGGCUCCCAAAGCAUGGAAAGUUCUGACAGAUUACUACAGAUCCCUGGAAAAGAACAACUAA
This is a messenger RNA of Chrysochloris asiatica (Cape golden mole), 1872 nucleotides long. RefSeq names its product 3'-phosphoadenosine 5'-phosphosulfate synthase 2 (gene PAPSS2). The record is from RefSeq and is a predicted model, not a curated record. The coding region runs from base 1 to 1872 and encodes 623 amino acids. Gene Ontology annotation, molecular function: ATP binding; sulfate adenylyltransferase (ATP) activity; adenylylsulfate kinase activity. The transcript has 13 exons. Gene Ontology annotation, biological process: sulfate assimilation; 3'-phosphoadenosine 5'-phosphosulfate biosynthetic process. Lineage: Eukaryota; Metazoa; Chordata; Mammalia; Afrosoricida; Chrysochloridae.